Messenger RNA from Ciona intestinalis (vase tunicate), 1677 nucleotides. NCBI's taxonomy places the organism in Eukaryota, Metazoa, Chordata, Ascidiacea, Phlebobranchia, Cionidae. The record is from RefSeq and is a predicted model, not a curated record.
AAAAAGUCUAUUGUAUAAUACUGGUUGUCAAUGAUUUAACUUUAUAGAUUUUUCUGAUCUAUAUAGUAAUACAAACAAAACUUUACUAUGGCUAAAAAGGAAAAGAAGAAGCCAAAUAAAAAUGAAUCAAAUCCAGAAUCUGAUGCUCCAGAAAAGGUUGAUCCACGAGUUUUGAAAAUCGGAGAAUUGCAUGACUUAAUAAAAACAAACAAAAGAGAACAAAGAUCAAAAACAGCCAUGAUGCAAAAGCUAACACUGCCAUUAAAAAGGAUCAACAGUCUUCCCUCAAUUCAUGCUUCCCUUCCAAUUGUUCACACUUUAUUUCCUGGAUCUAAAAGUGUUAACUUGGGGUUUGAGCCUCCAGUACCGGAUAUACCAAAUGCAGAGGUUUUUUUGGAUGAAGUGCCAACUGCUGAUCUGCUGAAAAAAUUUAAGGCUAUGACCCCACCUCCAGCAGUACGCCCAGCGUUAUCAUUUAUGGGCGAGAACGUGGACAAAACUGACUUAGGAUUAUUAGAUGUUGUAGCAAAGCAGGACAGUCACACUUUCUUGGAGCAGAGAGUUGGAAAAGAAAAUUUUGAAGCUAUAAUAAAAAAUGAGGAACUUUUUGAGGAUGUUUUAAAGAGUAAUCGGAAGUGGACCAGAGCUUUCAAAUGUAAAAUUUGCUUAAUUCUUCUACUUUUGCUUGUUGCAAUAAUAGCAGGUUCAGGGUAUUACUUAUCCACAUUACAAGCCCCUGUUCCAACACCAUUUCCUAACACAACUGUUAUGACUACCACUGAACAUGUAUUGCAAACUGUUCCAGUAAACCCAUCGCAAGACCCAUUUACUUACUUACCUCGCCCAAAGUCAUAUCAGCUUUUUUGUCCUUUCAUCGAAGGCAUAUUUUCCUGCAACAAGUUUGGCGACAUUGCAAGUUUACCAAAUGGAGAUACCACAUCCCAGCAUGUGAUAAAUAGACUGUACAGUAUUUACGGGUUCGGGGUUAGGGAUGCAAUGACUAACUUGGGUUUUCCUAUUGGAAAUGUUCUUAUACUUUCAAGUAAAAUUUUCAAUGACAGAAUUGAGAUCUUUUUAUCAACAUUCUUUUUGCCCCGAAGUGUGGCAACACUUAAUUGGUAUGGUAUUGAUUUUGUAAAUGAGGGCAAAUCUAUAAAAAAUCAGACCUACAUAUUCAUUGAAAGGUUGCUUCUUCCACGGCUGGUUAAAGCACAUCUUGAGUGUACAGUCGAUUACGAAAAACUUCUUGAUUGCGGAACGUAUUACAAAGUUAUUGGACAGCUGUAUAAGAAAUAUGUAGAACCUGAAAAACCAGAGGAAAUUAGUGAAGAUGUAAAAGGAAUAAUUGCUCGUUACUAUAACAGUUGACAGGCCUAAUUACCCACUGAGGAUCAUAGUUAUUGACUGAUAGUGUUUAAGUUAUGGUCUGAGAAUUCUAAUACUACAGUAUGUACAGUGCUAUCAAUAUUAAUUUUUUUGGAUGUAACAAUUAUACAUUGAAUAGUUGAAAUAAAGUUCCAUGAUGUUGAUAUAUAGAGAUAUUAGACUAUUGACAAAAUUUAGUAUACAGUAGUAUACAGCAUUUAGUAUAUAGCCCCCACUUAAUAUACAGAGCGCGCGCUUAGCAUGCGCGAGGUACCGGGAUUGAUGCCCGGCACCUCCAUGCUCUUCUUUUAA